Molecule: messenger RNA, 823 nt
Organism: Benincasa hispida (wax gourd)
Lineage: Eukaryota; Viridiplantae; Streptophyta; Magnoliopsida; Cucurbitales; Cucurbitaceae
Source: RefSeq, a predicted model, not a curated record
AUGGAAGAAACUAUCAUCAAAGAAUCAAAAUGGAAGAAAGAAGAAGAGGAGGAGGUAAAGAUCCAAAUAUACAAGUAUGUAAUUGGUUUUGCAGAAGCAGCAGCAAUAAAAUGUGCCAUAGAGCUUAAAAUCGCGGAUGCCAUCGAAAGCCAUGGAAGACCGAUGUCAUUAUCUCAACUAUCCACAGCUUUAAACUGCUCCCCACCACUUCUACUUCGCAUCAUGAGAUUCCUCGUCCAUCGCCGAAUGCUCAUCACCGUUUUCAAAGAAGAAACCACAGCUGAAAAUGUCAUAGGCUAUUCUCAAACACCAUUGUCUCAUAUGCUCAUCACCGUGGCUCCCUUGCUUGUGCUUGAGAAUAGCCCAACAAUUGUUGAAUCAUGGCAUAAUCUUAGUGCAAGGUAUAAUGGUGUGGAACAUGUUGCUGGGAAUAUGCUUCAUUUUGUUCCAAAUGCUGAUGCUGCUUUCUUCAUGUGGAUUUUACAUGCUUGGGAUGAUAAAGAUUGCAUCAAAAUUUUGAAGAAUUGCAAGGAAGCUAUUCCAGAAGAUAGAGGGAAGGUGAUAAUCAUAGAUUCAGUGAUUAAUGAAAAAGAAGAAAAUAAGAUGCUUUCAGAUAUAAGGUUAACUUUGGAUAUAAUGAUGAUGACUCGUUCACAGAAGGAAAGAGAAAGAACUCAUGACGAGCGGACACACCUUCUAAUUAACAAGGCGAGUUUUAGUCGAUGCAUCAUUACAUCCAUUCCUCAUGCUGUUCCAUCAAUCAUUCAAGCUUUUAUGUCAUAAAUAACAAUUAUAUUGUUCGAAUUUUUAAGAAUAAGUUGAA